AUGGGUGCCACUGAAAUAUCAUCCCACCUCCCUACUCGACACCCUAAGAAUAAGCGUAAACGGCAAUCGUCGGUCGAUUCAUCGAGUGUUCGCGAUUACUUUAAAAAGCCGGCCAAUGCAGCAGCACCACCACCACCAUGCGAUCAGUAUACAACGGAUCUUGAGCAAGCCAUUCAGCUGUCAUUAACCGAGUCCACUGGAUGUGAGCAGUCUAGCUCUGUGGAUGCAAACGAUCAGCAGCUAUGUCCUGUAUGCAACAGGUGCUUUGAUGGCUCUUCGCCUGAUCACUUUACAAGGCACGUCAACCAUUGUCUCGAUACACCACCACCAGCAGAGUCAUCCUCAUGGAAAUCGAUCUUGACCAGUAUCCCUGAAUCGAUCAGCAAGAUUGUAAAAGGUUCAUCAGAACAAGAUACAGCCAUACCAGAAGAGGAAUCGAAUGAUGAUGUCAGCUCUGAGCAAUUGAGUGAUUCCAUAUCAGCAUCAGUGAAGCCAGUGAUACCCAAAACGUCACCCGUUACUGAACAACAAGCAGCAAAUGAUACUACGAUGACAGCAAGUGGUAAAAAGGAAGUACCUUUUUAUAAAUGGGUCCAAGACACAACGUAUACAGUGGAUGCAUUCUCUUAUGGCGCCAUACCUGGAUGCGAUGGAUAUUUUUUAUCACAUUUCCAUGCCGACCAUUAUACCAGAUUACGCAAAUCAUGGACCUAUGGCACCAUUUAUUGUUCUCAAAUCACAGCCAACCUUGUACGACAGCAGCUACGUGUCGAUGAGCAAUACAUUUGUGUGUUAGCGAUGGAUCAAGAGCAUACAAUGAGUGAUACCGUGAGCGUAACCUUGAUCGAUGCCAAUCAUUGCCCUGGUGCCGUACUAUUCCUAUUCAAGGUGACCUUACCGAAUGGACGUGUUGCACACCAUUUGCAUACAGGCGAUUUUCGAGCCAAUCCACGCAUGUGCUUGCAUCCUUCUAUGAAGGGGAUAUCCAUUGAUACGCUUUAUCUCGACACCACCUAUCUCCAUGGCGGCUACACAUUUCCAAGUCAAGAAAAGGCAAUUGAAGCAGCUUGGCAUGUCACUGAACAAGUCAUGAAUGAACCCUUGGGAGCUUUGGAGGCAUGGUUACAAAGAGCAACACCCAAAGUUUUGAUUGUGGUGGGAACGUAUUCAGUCGGCAAGGAGAAAGUGUUUUAUCAUAUUGCAAAGAGACUUCGCAGCAAGAUCUAUGUGAAUGGGCGGAAAAAGCGGAUCAUUGCAUGCUUGGAGAACAAAGAACUGGAGGAUUUGUUAACCGAUGACCCACGAGAGGCACAAGUUCAUGCACUCCCUAUCAUGCAUCUCAAGAAGCAGAACUUGGAGAACUAUUUGAAGCAGCUCAAGCCUACAUUUACAUCGAUUGUGGCGUUUCGACCCACAGGAUGGUCUUUUCGAGGAGGACAAAAGACGCUGGAAGAUCAUCCAUUAUCAGAGAUCACAGCCAUGCAACCCCAACAACAAGUCGCCAUCAAGCCGCAGAAAGAGUCCAGUCGCAGCAUCCGUAUUUAUGGUGUGCCUUACUCGGAACACUCAAGUUUUCGUGAGCUGGCUGCAUUUAUCAGCAGCAUCGAAAUUGGGCGGAUUGUGCCAACUGUGAACAUGUCAAGGCCAAGUAGUCAAGAAAGAAUGUACAGGAUCCUUGAAAGAUGGCAGCAAGGAAAAGGCAAGACGAGUGAAAUUGUACCUUUUGUGGCAGAAGAUCAUUGGUGA
This is a messenger RNA of Lichtheimia ornata, 1746 nucleotides long. RefSeq lists its product as uncharacterized. The record is from RefSeq and is a predicted model, not a curated record. NCBI's taxonomy places the organism in Eukaryota, Fungi, Mucoromycota, Mucoromycetes, Mucorales, Lichtheimiaceae. The coding region runs from base 1 to 1746 and encodes 581 amino acids. Gene Ontology annotation, molecular function: 5'-3' DNA exonuclease activity; damaged DNA binding. The transcript is spliced from 4 exons. Gene Ontology annotation, biological process: interstrand cross-link repair; protection from non-homologous end joining at telomere; double-strand break repair via nonhomologous end joining.